UAAUUAUAACCAGUGACUCACAGUGAGUGUGACAUAAGACAAACGGAUUUUGUUUCCUUUACAAUUUAACGAAACAGUAAUUAACACUCUCGAAUGGAUUCGUAGAGAGCAGCAAACUCCACUCUGACGCCAUACAUAAACAAUUCUUAACUUUAUCCUCUCAUCCUUAUCACUCUUCCUCAAAACUUCGAAAAUGCAUGCGAUCGAUUUCAAAGAGAUUCAGGAGAAGCUCUCUGAUGGAUUCCGGCCUUGGCAACGAUCGUUUCAGUUCUGGGCUCGUGCCACUGAUAUCUACACCGGAUACAAGGUUUCUCUUUGAUUGAUGGGUAUUUCAACUUCGUAUGAACUUCGUCAAGGAUGUUAAUAAGCACGAGGAGAUGUGGGAGAGACAACAUGAACUUGCUGCUCAUAAAGUUUAUUCUAUGUGCUCUGACCUUGGUGGUUUCUUCCUUAAGAUUGCACAAAUUCUAGGGAAACCUGACUUGGCUCCAGCUGCUUGGGUGAGAAAACUCGUCACUUUGUGUGAUCAAGCUCCUGCCACACCAUUUGAUGCCGUUCGAGUUGUCCUGGAGAAAGAGUUAGGUAAAAGCAUCGAACAAGUGUUUGAAACAUUUGAUGAGAAGCCUCUUGGCUCUGCUUCUAUUGCUCAGGUACACCGAGCAAGAGUAAAGGGUGACAAGAGGGAUGUUGUUGUAAAGGUCCAACAUCCUGGCGUUGAGAAGUUGAUGAUGGUUGAUAUCAGAAACUUGCAAAUAUUUGCAUUAUACAUGCAGAAAACUGAUAUCAAAUUUGACUUGUUCUCCAUGACAAAGGAAAUAGAGAAGCAGAUUGGGUAUGAAUUCGACUUUAAAAGGGAGGCCAAUGCAAUGGAGAAGAUCCGACGUUUUCUAUAUGAUAACAAUAGAAAGAGUCCUGUUCUGGUUCCCAGGGUGUUUCCAAAUUUGGUGACCAGGAAUAAUCAUAAUACGCACAGGAAGGUUCUGGUUAUGGAAUUCAUGAACGGAAUCCCGAUCUUGAGCCUUGGUGAUGAGAUGGCAAAAAGAGGGAUAAAUCCUCAUGGUAAAAUGGCAGAGGCAGCAAAAUUCAAUAUACUACACAGUUUGUCCCAAGCAUAUGGCCAAAUGAUACUGAAGAGUGGUUUCUUUCAUGCGGAUCCACAUCCUGGGAAUAUCUUGAUUGGUAAAGGUUCAGAGGUUGCACUGCUGGACUAUGGUCAAGUGAAAGAACUCCCUGACCACCUGAGACUUGGUUAUGCAAAUUUGGUAAUUGCCAUCGCUGAUAACAAUGCGUCAUUGGCGUUACAGAGCUUUAGGGAACUUGGUAUAGCUACAGUAGCCAAGUGUAAGAAUGAGCAACAAGAGCUUCUCCAGUUAGCAAAAACAAUGUUCGACACAGAGAUGCCUCCUGGUACGACAACUCUGCAACCUUUCUCAGAAGACUCUUCGAUCAAAAAGAUUUCGGUUGAGGCAUUUCCAGAGGAACUCUUCUCUGUUCUUCGCACAGUAGUUCUGUUAAGAGGACUCAGCGUAGGGAUUGGCAUUAAUUACUCCUGCGCUCAACACUGGAGGGCUAUGGCAGAAGAGGCUUUGCAUGCAUCUGGAAGACUCUCAACAGGUAGAAAGCAGAAGCGUCGAUGUAGUUCUCUUAGAAGGCUAUACCCAGGGCCAAGAGAGAGUUAAUAAAAUCCCCUGCCUCUUGCAAAUGAUGCUCUCAGUCUUUAGUCUUUACAUUAUUUUCUGGAUACAGCUAAGGCAGCAAGUUGUCUCUUACCUUAACCGGUUUAGUUGGUUUGAAACUUUGACUAGUGAGUACAUCUUUAUAAAAGUUUUGUCAUUAUAAUGUCAGAUUUGAGCACAAGGAGAGUUGCGUAAGUUUUAAAACUCUACUUUUGUGCUAUUUGUGAGAUACACCGACAAAGUUACAUGGCAACUACUAGGAACUAUAAUAGUCAAAUUUGUGAGAGUAUCAUCAUCAAGAACCAGAAGUAGCUUUAAACCGCAUUUGCAAUAUACAUUUGGUUGUGGUUCGAACCCAAAUUUGAGAAUGAGUGAAAGAAUGAAUGAAAUUCAUUUAUUUCCAUGUCAACUUUUCAAUAAUCACAGAAAAAAAACAAAAAUCCCUCACAACACACCUUAAAACUUGACCAUCACUAUCAUGUUAAUUCGAUUUUCCAUAUUUUCGACAAAUUUAACCAAUGAAAAUAAGGAAAAGACAAAGGUAUUACAUAUUUAUAUCAGUAAAAAAUAAAACUAUAAUUUAUUUGAUGUAUACAUUUGCAAGUGUAUAAUAAAUGAUAGAAAAUGAAAAUACAGUCCAAAAAAAGAAACAAUUUGCUAUCAA
Messenger RNA from Arabidopsis thaliana (thale cress), 2340 nucleotides. RefSeq names its product Protein kinase superfamily protein. The record is from RefSeq and is marked reviewed. The transcript has 12 exons. Gene Ontology annotation, molecular function: ATP binding. Bases 342 to 1679 code for a protein of 445 amino acids. NCBI's taxonomy places the organism in Eukaryota, Viridiplantae, Streptophyta, Magnoliopsida, Brassicales, Brassicaceae.